GCUUCCCGUCGACUCGGGGUCGUCCGGUCGGUUUCGACUGGCGCUGGCGGUGACUCACAACGCGGACUAGAUGAUCGCGAAAGCUGUGGCUGUAGCGUGUGAGGCGGAGCUUAAAUGAGAGGGCGGCGGUGGGUAGGCGGUAGCUUUUUUCUCUCCUCCUCCUCUUCCGACGAUUUCUCCUCCAUCGUUCUCUUCCUCGCCGCCAUCACUCCACUGCGCCGCCGCCCUGCGAUAACUUAGUAACGGCCGCUCUCUUCGCGAUCCAAUCUUAGAAAACCAAGGAUCGAAGAGGUGGGGUUUCUGGCGGCGGCGACUGCGAUUUGACUUAGGAGUAGCGAGGAAUCUGGCUUAUGGCAUGCCUCCAGAUGAGGCAGGAGCCUCGCAGUCUCUGCGUCGGGUACUACCCGCUUCCGAGCUUGGAGUUUUCGCCGGCGUCGUCGUCGUCCCCCUCCUGCGUUCUGUUGUGAAUAGAGAAGCGAUGCGGACUUCGAUGCUCUUAUUACGCUGCUUCAUGAUCUUGUCACUUCGUUGUGGUCCAGCAAAGGUUCUAGCAUUUACUGGAACCUAUGGAAUAAAUUAUGGCAGGCUAGCAGACAAUUUACCAUCACCUGAAAGAGUGGUCACACUUCUUAAAGCAGCAAAGAUAAAGAAUGUGAGAAUCUAUGAUGCUGAUCACAGUGUGCUCAAUGCAUUUAAAGGAUCUGGGCUUGAUCUGACUGUAGCAAUUGGUAAUGAGUAUCUGAGAGACAUCAGUGUAAAUGAAGAUCAUGCUGUUAGCUGGAUCCAGUAUAAUGUGCAAUCAUUUCUGCCUGAUACCCGCAUCCGAGGGAUUGUAGUUGGGAAUGAAGUGUUAGGAAGUACAGAUCAGGAACUUGCUCAAGCCCUUUUUGGUGCCAUAAAGAAUGUUUACAAUGGUCUCAAGAGGCUUCAAUUAGCAGACAAUAUUGAGGUGUCAACACCACAUGCACAGUUUGUUUUUGCUAAUUCCUUUCCUCCCUCGUCAUGCAUUUUUAAAGAAGAUGUCCUUGGUUACAUGAAGCCCAUCCUGGAUUUUUUUUCGCAGAUUGGUAGUCCAUUUUAUCUUAACGCAUAUCCAUUCUUGGCUUACAAAUAUGACCCUGAGCAUAUCGAUAUCAAUUAUGCUCUUUUCCUGCCAAAUCAUGGAGUUUAUGACUCAAAGACUGAUUUACACUAUGACAACUUGCUUGAUGCUCAAAUAGAUGCAGCUUAUGCUGCUUUGGAAGUUGCUGGAUAUGACAAGAUGGAAGUCAGGAUUUCAGAGACGGGAUGGGCUUCUGCAAGUACUGACAAUGAAACAGGAGCUACUAUCCAGAAUGCAAGGACUUACAAUUUUAAUCUUCGCAAACGCCUUUUCAAGAAGAAAGGAACACCACUUAGGCCAAAAAUUGUGGUUAAAGCAUAUAUAUUUGCCUUGUUCAAUGAGGAUAUGAAGCGUAAUGCGAAUUCUGAAAAGCACUAUGGGCUUUUCGAACCAAAUGGGAGCAUAGCAUAUGAUAUUGGAUAUUCUGGCCUGAAGUCUUCAUCUGCAUCUCCAACUCACUUAACCUUGAAGGAUAUUUAUACUCGAGAUUGGUUAUCAGCAUACAACAUGGUUCACAUAUGCUUUGUGGCAGUUGUUCUGGCUUUAACCAUUUAGUUUGUUAACGCAAGUCGGCUUCGAGCAAUGGACCAUGCAAUGUUCUUUUGAAUUCUUGUACCUGGCCUUUGGUCGUAUUAAUAUUAUGUGCGCUUUCUAUUCACGAGUAAGAUGCUGGUAAAAGUGUUCCAAUUUUCAAAUGAAUGAUAUUGCAUUGCUCAGUGCUGAUUAGUAAGUAUCACUCAGACAAAGUUGAUAGAAAUA
Molecule: messenger RNA, 1861 nt
Organism: Zingiber officinale
Lineage: Eukaryota; Viridiplantae; Streptophyta; Magnoliopsida; Zingiberales; Zingiberaceae
Product: glucan endo-1,3-beta-glucosidase 14-like
Exons: 4
Coding region: 356-1657 (433 amino acids)
Biological process (GO): carbohydrate metabolic process
Cellular component (GO): plasma membrane
Molecular function (GO): hydrolase activity, hydrolyzing O-glycosyl compounds
Source: RefSeq, a predicted model, not a curated record